AUGCCUCCGGCGCCUGUUGUGGCCACAGAGUGUGCGAAUGCGUACGUGUGCCCGCUGGACGCGGCGAAGCUGGUCGCGCUGCGCCACAUAGUGGAGGGCCUGCGGCAGGAGAGCGGCGGACAGAAAAGUGCGCUGGUGUUCAAGCCGAGGCGGUGGCGCUUCCAUGCAGAGAGGCCGACGUGGAAGAGUGAUAUCCGGUGGAUCAGCGCCGCCGACGAGCAAACCUUUCGCGGCCUCUUCGAGCCGCUCUUCGCCAAGCUCGGCAUCGCGUCGCUCUUCUCAUUCCUGGGCGACAUGGCUCUCUUCUCCGGCUUCUUUGUGACUCGAGGCCACACGCGCAAGACGCACUUCCACACGGACUUUGGCGACACGGGCAGCCGUUGCUUCACUCUGAUGACGCCGCUGUAUGACAUGGCCGACCUCCGCGACUGCCACCUGCUCUGCCAGGUGCCGACGGACGGCGAGGCAGCCGCUUGCGCGCCCGCCGCCGAUGCGCCCGCUGCCGACGUGCCCGCCGCAUGCCCACUCGCCGAUGCGCCCGUUGCGUGCACGGUCGCCGCUGCGGCGGUCGCCGCCGCCGCCUCCGUCGGCGCGAGGGACGUGAUCCGUCAGUAUCGCUACGAGCUCGGCACGGCCAUCGCGUUCGGCGACGGCUUCGUCCACGGCACGGAGACGGGCGAGGCGCCGUCGCAGCUGGCCUUCCUCUGCUUCACCUUUGGCGACCGCCGCUGCACGCCCGAGCAGUGGAGCGCCGCCGAGGGGUACAUCAAGGAGCAGGGGCCGGUCUACCAGGACCCGACAGGGCGGUUGGUGGAGGGCUCCUCGAACAAGCGCGCCCGCGACGGCGACGCUGCCAAGUCGAUCGAGAGCAAAGCGGCGUCGUGGGCGGAGGAAUUCGGAGGACUGGAGGAGGACGACCAGUACGCAUACCUCCAGGCCCUUGCGGUCAAGAUGAACGGUAUGCACCUGCAGUUCCUGCGCGGCAUGCCCAACCUCGCCGAGGAGGACGACGAUCUGGAGGAGGAGUACGACGAUGAGGACGAUGAGGAAAGCGAGGACGAUGGCGAGGAGGCGGCGGGCGACGACGACGAGUGA
Molecule: messenger RNA, 1095 nt
Organism: Emiliania huxleyi CCMP1516
Lineage: Eukaryota; Haptophyta; Isochrysidales; Noelaerhabdaceae
Exons: 3
Coding region: 1-1095 (364 amino acids)
Source: RefSeq, a predicted model, not a curated record